AUGGAAAAUACUCGGCACAAGACCGACGAGGAGCUUGCCUCGCAUGCGGUCCCUGUGGAGCUCGUCGAUGACGAGGCUCUCGCCGGCAGUACCGCAACGCGGGGCGCUGUUGUCACCAGCGCAGCAGCCAAGCCUCAGAGGAGCCUCAAGUAUGCCUGGUUGUACAUCUUCGACUGGUACCCGAGCUACUAUACUGAGGAGGAAAGAGCUCUGCUGAAGAAACAGGAUCGCAUUAUUCUUCCUCUUAUUUGCUUACUCUUCUUCAUCAAGUGGCUCGACCAGUCCAAUAUCACCAAUGCCUAUAACUCCGGCAUGAAGGAGGACCUGAACAUCAAGGGAAUAGAGUAUAACCUGUUUAGCACCUUCUAUAAUAUUGGCUACCUAAUUCUGGAGAUUCCCUCUAUGAUGAUUAUUUCGCGCCCCAAGUUGUCUCGCUGGUAUCUUCCAAUCUGUGAGACGCUCUGGUCUAUCAUCACCUUCAUCCAAUCUCGCAAUCGCAGCGCUCAUAUGAUUUGGGGCAUGCGCUUCCUAAUGGGACUUUUCGAGACCCCCGCUGCAACCGGGUCUCUCUAUGUCCUUGCAUCUUGGUAUAGAUCUGAAGAGGUUUUCAAGCGUGCUGGUGUUUGGUAUGUAUCGAGCAAUAUUGGCGCCGCUUUCGGUGGCUACAUGCAGGCCGCUGCUUACGCUGGACUUGAUGGGAAGCUUGGUAUGGCAGGCUGGCGGUGGGUGUUCAUCGUGGAUGGUAUCAUCAGUCUCCCGAUCGCUAUUGCCGGCUUCUUCCUAUUCCCAGGCCUGCCGACGAGCCCGCGCAUCUGGUGGCUUAAGGAGUCAGAGCAAAAGCUCGCCCAGGCACGUAUGCAGACAGACGGCGUCCGUAAGAGUGCCAAGAUUGGAAAGCGAAUGCUCAAACGCGUGUUUCUUCACUGGCAUUUCUAUUUCGCCGUCACUACCUAUGUCGCAUUUCAGUUGACCACCUGGGUCGGUGGACAGAUGGGAAUCUGGGUCAAGGCAACCGGUAACUAUUCAGUCGAGCUCAUCAAUAUCCUGCCUACUGGAACUCAGCUUAUGGCCAUUGUGGUUGGAAUCACGAUUCCACAAUUUGUCAUGGUUUAUCCGAUCUGGAUGCCGGUCAGUUUUGUUGGAUUUGUACUGCUCUUCAGUAAUAUCUGCCUCAGAAUCUGGUACAUCCCAGACGCAAUGAAGUUCGCCGUCUGGUUCUUGAUGGGCUUCACAUCUUGUGUGACGCCUAUGCUCUUCCCUUUCGUUCAUCUGAUCAUGAAGGACGACAACGAAGCAAAGAGUUUCACAACGGGUGCCAUGAUGACUGUCGGAUGGGCAUUCUUCACUUGGUAUAACGUUGUCGCAUUUCCAAUCACCGAGGGUCCUCAGUGGACAAGGGGCUUUACUGCCAGCAUAUGCCUAACAGUUAUAUGGGUGGCAUUGUUCCUGACGGGUUACGUGUUGUGGCAACGUGACAUCAAGCGUGGCUUAUACCAAAGUGCUAUUGCUGAGGAAGAGAACGAGGAGGCUUUUAAUGAAAAGGUUGCACAUGUGUCCCAGACACAGGCUGAGGCGAUUCACAUUGACGAGAAGAGGCUGUAG
This is a messenger RNA of Phaeoacremonium minimum UCRPA7, 1602 nucleotides long. RefSeq names its product putative vitamin h transporter protein. Gene Ontology annotation, molecular function: transmembrane transporter activity. Gene Ontology annotation, biological process: transmembrane transport. Gene Ontology annotation, cellular component: membrane. The coding region runs from base 1 to 1602 and encodes 533 amino acids. The record is from RefSeq and is a predicted model, not a curated record. NCBI's taxonomy places the organism in Eukaryota, Fungi, Ascomycota, Sordariomycetes, Togniniales, Togniniaceae. The transcript has 7 exons.